Molecule: messenger RNA, 708 nt
Organism: Aspergillus melleus
Lineage: Eukaryota; Fungi; Ascomycota; Eurotiomycetes; Eurotiales; Aspergillaceae
Exons: 4
Coding region: 1-708 (235 amino acids)
Source: RefSeq, a predicted model, not a curated record
AUGACGGCCGAUAUGGCGACGAUCACCUCCACCACGACGUAUACCGCCAAACCCGACGUGAGCUUUAAGGGCUACUACCUGAAUGCCGACGGAGGUUUAACUUCAACGACCUGUCAGAAUGACCUCCCCACCUUUAUCGCCCGCGGCAACGUGGUCGACUGUUGUGCGUCUGCCCCGGGCUGUGUCUUCCCCGAGCCCUGCACCGCAUGCGCAUAUCCAACCGCCUGCUCCAAUAACGCGGAAGUCUACGACUUCUCCGUCUCCGGCACGGCGCAUACCUGGCCAUGCCGAGCCCUCACCUGCAAGACUCUCAUGAUCUACGAGUCAUAUCCGCACUCGACGAAAGGAUGGUCAAAAACAGCUCACUGGUGUGUCGGCGAUUCUGAUCCCACCGUUCUCUUCCGGAAUUAUGAGUCCACCCUGGACAUGACUAUCACCGGAAUAACCAAACCCACCUCAUCAUCAACCUCAGUGCCGGCAAGCACCACAGCCUCCAUGCCUCAGGAUACCGGUUCCUCUGAUAGUUCGAGUGGUGGGAAAUCCGACAGCAAGGCCGGGCCGAUCGCUGGUGGUGUCGUGGGGGGAGUCGCAGCCGUAGCCAUCGUCAUUGCGGCUUUGUUCUUCAUCAUGAAAAGACAAAAAAAGAAGAAUCUCGAGUUGCAGGCUGUCAAUGAGAUCGGGACUGAGUAUGUUGCUGCGGGGAAAUGA